AUGAGCUCGACCUCUACUGACUUGCCCACCUCGUAUACAAGCCUCGGACGCGAUGGCCUAUCCGUCUCGCACGUCCCGGCGAGUUCGGCCGCGGUCACCAAAGUGAUCAUGGUCACCCUCGACCGGCCUGCCAAGUACAACGCAAUGACCCUCGACAUGCUCCUCGGUCUCGAGGCCAUCUUCAACACCGUCAGCGAGGACCCCAGGGUCCGCGCCGUGGUCCUCACCGGCGCAGGCAAGGCCUUUUCGGGAGGGGCCGACCUCAAUGUCGGGUUCACGGGCAUGGUGGGCGGCCGCGUCGCUCUGGCGAUCACCAACUGCAAGAAACCCACAAUCGCCGCCAUCAACGGCCCGGCCGCCGGCGUCGGCCUCACAAUGACGCUGCCCGCCACCAUCCGCGUGGCCUGGGAGGGCGCCAAGUGCGGGCUCCCGUUCGCCCGCCGCGGCAUCGUCCUCGAGUCCUGCAGCGCCUUCUUCCUCCCGCGCCUCAUCGGGCUGUCCAAGGCGAGCCACAUCGUGGCCACGGGCGCCGUCUACCCCGUCACGGACCCGCUGGUGCGCGACCUGUUUUCCACGCUGCUGCCGACGCCGCGGGAGACGGUGGAGUACGCCGUGCGUCUGGCGGAGGACCUCGCCGAGACCACGUCGCUCGUCAGCACGAAGCUGAUGCGCGACAUGAUGGUGUACGGCCCGCCGAGCCCGGAGGGCGCGCAUAUCCUCGAUUCGCGGGCCUUUGUGCAGCUCGCUGGGACCGAGGACAACGUGGAGGGGGUGCGGAGCUUUCUGGAGAAGAGGAAGCCAGAGUUCACUGGCAGCCUGAGCCGUGAGAGUGUUCCGUUCUGGCCUUGGUGGGACGGUGAUACUGGGCGGUAUGUCUCUCAGCUUGAGAAGGCGGCGAAGCUAUGA
Molecule: messenger RNA, 906 nt
Organism: Colletotrichum spaethianum
Lineage: Eukaryota; Fungi; Ascomycota; Sordariomycetes; Glomerellales; Glomerellaceae
Product: 3-hydroxypropionyl-coenzyme A dehydratase
Exons: 2
Coding region: 1-906 (301 amino acids)
Source: RefSeq, a predicted model, not a curated record